AAGACGGCCGUGAGCUGCUGCUCGGACCACCCCCAGGCUUUUCUUCCUGCUCAUGCAGGAGACUAUUUAAUUGAGGGCUGAUUUGUCCAGCUUACUCACUGAUGCUCAGCAGUACCUACCUAACCAGUGGGAGUGAUUUUUUCCCUGCCUUCCUCCUCUUUUGGACAAGCUGCCCACAAUGAAGAUGCUGCUGCUGCUGGUUGCUCUGCUCUCCGCUGCCAGCGCAGCCCCUCCGACCUGCUACUCCAGGGUGCUGUCUCUGAGCAAGGAAAUCACUGAGUCCUUUAAGGAGCUGCAGACCUCCAAAACUGCGGACUUGUGCGUGGGGACGCUGCCCAGGCUGUACUUGGACAUACACAAUUACUGUGUGCUGGCAAAGCUCCGUGACUUUGUGGCCUACCCUGGGUGUGACAGAAUGGUUGAAGUGAGUGAGCUGAAGGAAAAAGCACGGAGCCUGUACACCAUCCUGAUCUCCUACUGCAGAAGGGACCUGGUGUUCCUCACUGAUGACUGUAAUGCUCUGGAAAUUCCUAUUUCACCUCCCAUUGAACACUCCAUCACUGAGAGUUAAAAGACACUUAACCCAAAAGUCAUACCUGGGAAAGUUUCAAGGAGACCAAAAGUCAAAAUAUGUAUACGCAGUCUAUAACAUUAACAACUAAGAUAUUUUUCAAGCACACUAGCAAUAUAAUCUCAGACCUACCCAUUUUUCUCUGCCUUGGCAGGAAAUGAAUUGCAUGCCUUGCAUACCUACUGAGCUGCUAGGGAGCCUACCAUUAGGAGCAGUUUUUCGUUUGGCAAGGUACAAUAUUUCAGCUCAGCCAAAUGUAUAAAGUAUGUUUUGUUUAAACAUCAGAAACUAGAUUUUUUUUAAUUUUUACUCUUUUAUGAAUAACUAGACUCAUAUAUAUUCUCUCUUGACUUAGCGGUUUUUCUUGUAUUAGAUGGGCAUGGAAGGGACCAUAUUUGUUUUUCUUAGAAUGUUUGAUAGAAGAAGAGUAAUAGUAAUGCUGUACUGACAGAUUUCUCUGCCUGUAUAGCUCAUAUAUAUAUAUAUAUAUAUCUUGACAGUUUUUGAUGUCAGAUUUGUGAGAAUAGAGGUGAAAGAAACAUGUCUCUGUGGAAAACUAAAUAAAAACAAUCUUCU
Messenger RNA from Camarhynchus parvulus, 1147 nucleotides. It is a transcript of the gene CYTL1, whose product is annotated as cytokine like 1. The record is from RefSeq and is a predicted model, not a curated record. Gene Ontology annotation, biological process: positive regulation of transcription by RNA polymerase II. The coding region runs from base 179 to 571 and encodes 130 amino acids. The transcript is spliced from 4 exons. Lineage: Eukaryota; Metazoa; Chordata; Aves; Passeriformes; Thraupidae.